AUGCUGUUCGGGAGAGAUUCGAGAAAAGACGCUCAAAGGACAGCCAAUCUGGACUUUGACGCCCGCGUCCCCAUCCCCUUCAGUGUCUUCCCGUCGUCGUACCGGAGUGACGCUGUUCCUGAGACUACUCUUGUUACUGAAAGGGUAGAGGGAGAAGUCAACCUCGAUCGCACUUCGCACGUCGAACGGGAAGAUACUCGAACCUCUGCUCCUCUCCCCGACCCUCGUGUCUUCGGAAAGGAAGAAGUCGAUCUUCGCUUCGAACGUCGCUCAGAACGCCGAGGAGGUGACGAAGGUUUUACCGUUGUCGCCGACGAACGUGUGCAGUCAACUCGCUAUCCCGAGGUCGACCUAGCUCGUGAACGCUACCGUGAACAACAACCCACCUCGUCUCGCUACCAGGACUACUACCAGGAAAGGCAGCAGACCUACGACAAGACCCUUGAGACUCAGCUUGACAUCACCGAGCGUGAUUAUCGCCGUCGCACCGACCCUACCUACGACGUCGCAGUCUCUUACGACCGUCGCUCCCAAGCUCCUGUAGAGUCCUACGAAGGCCCUCAGAAGCACACCGCUGAGGUUUCCUACAGCCGCUCAGGUGCUUACGAUACCUCUUACGAGCGCACCUACCAGCCUCCGACCCUCGAAGUUCCCCGCGGAGACUCUUACACCAGCCGUCAGACUACUACCGUAGUUGAUCAUCCCCCAGCUCGCAAGAUGGGUUACUACGACGACGACGUUCGUUUCCGUGAGGGUGUCCGUGAGGAUGUCCGCAUCAUCGAGCCCCGUGGCGGCCCCAACACCUCCGCCGAGACCGUUCCGAUUCCCUGCCACUUUGUCCGCAUCGGUGACAUCCUGGUCCUCCAGGGUCGUCCCUCCCAGGUGAUCCGCAUCUCAGUCUCUCCCCAGACUGGCCAGCACCGCUACCUCGGUGUCGACCUCUUCACUCGUGAGCUCCACGAGGAGUCCAGCUUCAUCUCCAACCCUUCCCCCUCGGUUGUUGUCCAGACCAUGCUCGGCCCUGUCUACAAGACCUACCGCAUCCUUGACAUCCGUGAUGACAACCGCAUUGUCGCCAUGACCGAGAGCGGCGACGUCAAGCAGGGUCUCCCCGUCGUUCCCCAGGGCAGCCUCUACCAGCGCAUCCGCGACGCCUUCCGUGAGGGCCGUGGCUCCGUGCGCGCCCUGGUCAUUAACGAUGGUGGCCGUGAAUUGGUCGUUGACUUUAAGGUGAUCCACGCCUCCCGCCUGUAA
This is a messenger RNA of Aspergillus calidoustus, 1254 nucleotides long. The record is from the annotation of a GenBank genome assembly. Lineage: Eukaryota; Fungi; Ascomycota; Eurotiomycetes; Eurotiales; Aspergillaceae.